AUGUCAACUGAACGUAAAGCCUGGACUCAAGACGUAACCUUAACAUAGGAAGAUGACGCAAUACGAGCACUAGUAGAAGAAUACGGAGUAAAACAUUGGACACAAAUUUCUCAAUAUCUCCAAGAGCGAUAUGGCAUUAAAGGAAGGUAAAUUUUAUAUUAGAUCAGGCAAACAAUGCAGAGAACGCUGGCAUAAUCACAUAGAUCCACAAAUUUCAAAGGAUACUUGGAGCAAAGAAGAAGAAGACAUCAUUUUUCAGUACCAAAAACUGUAUGGAAAUAGAUGGUCUGAGAUAGCAAAACAUUUGCCUGGAAGGUCUGAUAAUGGAAUAAAAAAUCAUUUUUACAGCACAAUUAGGAAAAAUUUGAGGAGACAUAAUAGGAAGAGACCUCAGAAUGAGAGGAUUACUGGGUCUGUAAAGCAGUUAUUGCAGGAUCAAGAAAUUCUAGAUGUAAUUAUGGCUUAUUCGCAUCACGAUACAAUAGCUAAAAUUCCAUUGAAAACAGAGCCAGCCAUGUUAAGAAGGUCGGAAAGACUUAGUUUGAAAAAAGAAAUAAUAGAAGAAGAGAAGGAAAGUGAGGAAGAAAAAUUAACUGAACCGAUUCCAGUGCCUCAGCCAAUCUGUUUUUAAAAUAAAUGCUAUUAAUAAAACAUGUCAAAAAUUAAAGAAAAGUAUAAAUUCGUCGUGCUGCAAAAUUAUUUAUAAAAUUAAUUAAAGCUAAUACUCAGCCAACUCCAAAUUCUAUGAAAAAGAAGCCUAAUAUAUCAAUAGAUCCAAUUCAAGAAGAUCUCCCCAAUAUUCUUAUUUCUAUAUACGAACAAUCCAGUGAUGAAAAAUCAAAAUCCUCAAAAGGAAACUCACCCUCAAAAAUAUCUGAGCCAGUCGGAAAUUGUGAUUCUAAAAGUCCAUAAAUAAAAUUCCAUGAGGGAGAGAAAAUUAGCUCUCCAUAUGAAAUUUUUUACGGAAUUUGCCUUUUCUCGGUUUAACUUCGGAGAUAGCCAGAGAUCCCAAAGGUCGAAUGAUCCUAAAUAAACCCGCCUACCACCCUGACCAGCGUUUCUCACCGACGUGAUGUCGUCGCCCUUGCCUGAAUCAGCUCUUGUGCGUGCUCGCCUUCAGGGCCACCCUUCUAGGAUAUGCUGAGAGGUAAACUCUGAGCUUCUUGGUUGCACUGUGGAGUUGUUCCAGAAAUGCUUGUGACAUCACCAUUUUGGCUUGUUCCUUUAGUAGGAGUGUUGCCUUCCACCUUAAAAUGUUUAAUUAAUGUAAUGUGAAUCUAAUACCCCUCACAGCAUAAUAACACCUACUGCAUUUUUGCGUAGUCCUUUCCGGCAACAAAAAAUCUUUAAUUUUGGUGAGGAUGUGACAGCAAAUUUUAAUUUUGAUGGCUUUAAUGUCCAGGAACUUACAGAAAACAUACAAAAAUCAGAAAUAGCUGGAUAUGGCUUGGCUGAUGGCUUCAAUAAUUGGAAAACUGAUUAUUUAAAAUAUGAAGCUUUUGGACAAAAUCCAUCUCCACAAGCUAGGUCUUUUGUGCUGCCACCAUCCAUAAUAAAAUGGCUACAUAUGGAAGUGGUUGUCUCAGAUUACCAUUUCGCAUGCGAUAUUUAUUAUUAUAGGUUUAAGUUUUCCAAUUGGACCUUAUCCACGAUGCUAAUAUGUAGGGUAAUUCUGUGGCCCAAUAAAUAAGGAGACAUAUGGUUUUAACUGCCCUAAGCACCCGAGGAGGGUGAAAUUAGGCGAAACACGCACUGGAGUCAGUUCAAGCAAGACCACACGCGGUCUUGAAGAAUUCCUGGUCCUUAUUGGCGUGUCCUCUGGAAUGCUUGCUAGACAAGAUGACUGUUGACGUCACCAAUUUGAGAGUUAAAAGGGUGGACCUAUUCAUAUCUAAAUUGUACUGCUAAAGGAUCAAAAAAAACGUUAAAGUCUAAACAAUUGGUAUAGUGCUGCCACCAUUCUCUCCAAUGGAUUCGUUCAAACAUUCGAUAAGUCCAAGGAGUGGCUAA
This is a messenger RNA of Blepharisma stoltei, 2010 nucleotides long. The record is from the annotation of a GenBank genome assembly. Lineage: Eukaryota; Ciliophora; Heterotrichea; Heterotrichida; Blepharismidae.